AUGUCAUAUAUGAACAAUACAUUUCAGUCGAAUUAUGAUUAUUCGAAAGACAAUAACUAUAUGUCGACCGACAUUGGGCCUUCGAUGCGGGAGUUAAAGGUACAAAACCGACGUAGCAGGCCAAUGGAUAAUCCAGGAGCAGAUAAUCCAUAUAUUCCCAAGUUCAUCUCGACGGCUCCAUGGUAUGCGCAAGACGAACAAGCUGUUGAAAGGUUGGCACAUCAACGUCUAGGGAAAAAAGAACCACCCAGUGGUGGACGUUCUUCUAUCGAAGAAUCAUGGUAUGUUCGUGGUAAGAGAGCUGGACCUGCUGCGACUAAAUAUAGGAAAGGCGCCUGUGAGAACUGUGGUGCAAUGAGUCAUAAACUUAAAGACUGUAUGGAGCGUCCCCGGAAGCGUGGUGCCCGGUGGACUGGAAAAGAUAUUCAAGCAGAUGAAGUUAUUCAAAACGUUGAUGUCAGUUGGGAUGCCAAACGUGACCGAUGGAAUGGCUUUGACUCUAGUGAUUAUAAAAAGGUGAUUGAACGAUAUGAAAAGAUUGAUGCUCUACAGAAAAAACAUGCCGAUACGGAAAAUCAAACAGAAGAUGUGAGUGAUACCGGGAAAAAUACGCCUUCAUCUACGAAAGAGGAAGGAUUCAAUGGUGGAUCUAAUUCUAGCGUAUCAACUCCUAGUUUACGUAUGCGUGAAGAUGUUGUUGGUUAUUUACGUACCGAUAAUAAAGGUCUUCAGUACGAACCGAAGUCGAGGUCUAUGCGUGAUACCACUGGUUCUCAUCUUUUGAGCGAUUCCACUAAUGAGUCUGGUUUCGUGAAAGCUUCUGGAGGAGAUAAGGAUGAUUUUGAAAAGUUGCAAACUUUUGCAUGGGAAGCUGAAAAGUUUGGAAAUCGUAUGCAUGUAGUAGCGAACCCGACAGCCGGUGAGAUGGAGUAUCGGAAGAAUCGCCAAUCGAAAGCUGCUAGUCAAAAACAAAUUGAACAAAGUAUAUUAGAAAAGUAUGGAGACGGUACAGCAAAAAGGAAACGUCCUGCAGGACCAUCUUUUCCUUCAGACCGGUCGUUGGAUUCUGCCUCUAAUCAUCAAGCUGCCUCGAAAGAGGAAGAUGCUUCGCAAUCAGAAUCAAAGAGAGAAAAGUCAAUUAGCGCUGAGAACGUUACUAUUCUCGAAGAUGAUUUUUAA
Schizosaccharomyces octosporus yFS286 is the source of this 1179-nucleotide messenger RNA. RefSeq names its product splicing factor Slu7. Gene Ontology annotation, cellular component: spliceosomal complex. The transcript has a single exon. Lineage: Eukaryota; Fungi; Ascomycota; Schizosaccharomycetes; Schizosaccharomycetales; Schizosaccharomycetaceae. Gene Ontology annotation, biological process: mRNA splicing, via spliceosome. The record is from RefSeq and is a predicted model, not a curated record. The coding region runs from base 1 to 1179 and encodes 392 amino acids. Gene Ontology annotation, molecular function: pre-mRNA 3'-splice site binding.